AACGUCAUUUCAAGAGACGAGAUGUAUUUCCUGAUACUUUUCUUAAACAUUUUGUGCGCGAUUCAAACAAUAUUUGCCUUAUGUUCCGAAGAUGGGUCAUGUUGCAAGAACUUUGAAUGUGAUUACAAUAUACUGCAGAAGUUGAUUCAACUUGAGGAGAAAUCUUCUCAACAAAACAAGCAAAUAGCAUCACUGCUUCGAGAACUCAACGAUGCCAAGGAUAAGCUAUCUGUUUUGAACAACACACUUUCAAUGCAACACAAAUCUGCUGACGGGGGCACUUACACUCGUUGGGGACGAACGGAGUGUCCGGCUUCGGCUGAACUGGUUUAUAAGGGUUAUGCGGCUGGAUCCCACUAUACCCACCAUGGUACGGCAUCAAAUCUUUUGUGUCUUCCAGAGGAUCCUAUUUAUCAAACAUUCACAGCAGGGUUCCAGGUAGGAGGAAGAGUUUAUGGGGCGGAAUACGAAACAAGCGAUCAACCUCUAUGGCGUCAUCUUCACGAUCACGAAGUUCCGUGUGCCGUCUGCCAAAUUCCACGCAAAAACAUUCUUAUGGUUCCCGGUAAAAAUGUUUGUCACAAAAACUACUUACUUGAAUACAAAGGGUAUUUGAUGGCAGAGCACUAUGCCCAUAAUGCUGCAUCAGAAUUCGUUUGUGUCGAUGAAAACCCAGAAGUCUUACCAGGCGGCCAUGGUAGUCAAAAUGGAAAGUUGUUUUAUUUUGUUCAAGGGCAAUGUGGGUCUCUAAAAUGUGGUCCAUAUAAGGACGGAUUGGAGCUUACAUGUGCCGUUUGUUCUUUCCUACCGUAUGCCAACUCAACAACUCUUAAACCGUAUAUUUAAUAU
Ruditapes philippinarum (Manila clam) is the source of this 849-nucleotide messenger RNA. RefSeq lists its product as uncharacterized. The coding region runs from base 22 to 846 and encodes 274 amino acids. The transcript has 2 exons. The record is from RefSeq and is a predicted model, not a curated record. NCBI's taxonomy places the organism in Eukaryota, Metazoa, Mollusca, Bivalvia, Venerida, Veneridae.